This is a messenger RNA of Neurospora tetrasperma FGSC 2508, 1897 nucleotides long. RefSeq lists its product as uncharacterized. The coding region runs from base 1 to 1617 and encodes 538 amino acids. The record is from RefSeq and is a predicted model, not a curated record. The transcript has 3 exons. Lineage: Eukaryota; Fungi; Ascomycota; Sordariomycetes; Sordariales; Sordariaceae.
AUGGUGGGCGGCAAUGUCCGUCCGUCACUCUUCAUUGUCACGGCUGCCGUGGCAUUAGUACCAUUGACAACGGCCAUUUUCACAACUGCUGGAUCACCAUGCGCUCAAUAUUGCGGCAACACUCUAGGAGCAACGGCCGGGGAUGAAACUGUGUGCACACAGGACGAAUAUGACAUGACCAACGCAGGAGCCGUGUACAAGGCGUGUAUGCAAUGCCAGAUGACGAGUGAAUACAGUCAAGGGAACGAGACAGAUGUCAAGUCAUUCCUAUAUAACCUCCGAUAUAAUCUUGCUUAUUGUCUGUGGGGUCAGCCACGUAAUCCCCAUCCAGAGGCUGGAAAUAACCCUUGCAUUACCAGUAAGGCAUGUGAGCCUCUCAAGGACUCGGUCUUAUGGCAAAAUAUGACCACCAGUACCGGCGCGUUUAGCUACUGUGAUGAUUGGGAUGACCAGGCCGUUACUCAGUGCAAUCAUUGUCUGGCAAAUUACGACGUGGGAGGGAACUAUUUGGUGAACUACGUCACUCUAUUGAACGCAUCCUGCACCCAAAGGCCCGAGGUAGGCUCAACCAUAUCCUUCCGCGGCGACCCCUUUGCCAACGAGUUCAACAAUGUCACCAUCACCGAGCCAGAGCCAAAGGGCCUCCCCCUGCCGGACUAUGGCCCGAUAUCUUUGGGCGCGCGUGUCGGCAUAGCCUUCGGUGGGCUUGCUCUCAUCCUGGCCAUUUUGGGCUUUGUCAUUGUUUGCAACGGAAAACGGCGAAGGCGCCGCUUUUUGCGUGAACUCCAAAGUCGCAAUGCCGGACAGGGAUGGCCUCAUCCCAAGACGAGGCAUGCGGGUCAUGGCGGCAGCGGCGGCGGGGAGAUUUCCGAGACACCUCUCAGCCAGAGGCCGCUCAGGGGGUGGGACGAGAGUCCCAUCAGCGCACAUACGGACGGACCGGCCCUGCCGCGGUAUUUCAGCCCAUACUCGAGCCAGUACAACAGUCCUGUCAGCGCAACAGACGGACUGCCAGCAUCGGGCAUGCAGUGGCCGGGCACGCACCAGCGGUUGGGCCAGAUCGAAGAGCGAUUAUCGCCCGCUGGCUCUUCGGUCGCAAACGGAGCGUCUCCGCCACCUCCACCCUUUUCUCAGUGGCCCAGCCCCAUCACGCAGCAGAGCAUGAUGGCACACUUGCAAAGCCAACAUGAGCAGCGGCAACGGGAGAUUGCAGUUGGCAUUGCGCUGGGUGGUGAAGACGCCAGUUUGCGAUCCAAGCCGUCAAACUCCAACCUAGGAUACGAGAGUAGCGGGAAGGGCAAGGGGCGAGAUGAGAUGUACGAAAUGCACGAGGUGGAGAGUCCCUACAAUAACAACAAUACCGGCAACGCUGGUGGCGAUGGCGCAGGAGGGUACUACCAAAUGCCGGCUCAGCCUCAGGCACCGGUCCUGCAUCACCCGGGCUACGGAAGAGCUCAUGGAUCCAGGCCGGGCUCGAACGGGUCAGCAAAAAGUGCUCAGAGGGCGGAAACCGGCCUGGGAGUCAUGCAACAACAAUCCUUCCAGCAACACUUGCAACAGAAGCAACAGGAGAACGGAUGGACGGAGGUAGGAGUAACUAGGGGACAUGUGUCAUAGCGCUCACCACCACCCAAACGGGUAAUAUUCAUUUCUUUUGUUGGCGAGGUCUACGGUUGGGACAAGUACAAAUAUCCUGGAGUUCGGAUGGAGUUUGGGUGGGAAGAAACCGAUGAUUGGGCUACGGGUAGCCUAUUUACGCACCGACCGACGUCACAGAUGCUCUUCAUGGGCUGAUUUGAAGGCCCUGGAAUCACAGGUGCAAGCCAGGAUUGCUUCACCACUGUAGUCGACCUGAGUGUCCGCAUCAAUGAAAAUCAAAAGACCAAAUUUGUCGAGU